Molecule: messenger RNA, 3460 nt
Organism: Notolabrus celidotus (New Zealand spotty)
Lineage: Eukaryota; Metazoa; Chordata; Actinopteri; Labriformes; Labridae
Product: dachshund homolog 2-like
Exons: 12
Coding region: 191-1939 (582 amino acids)
Source: RefSeq, a predicted model, not a curated record
CUGUGUGUGGGACAAAGUGGUGGAGAGAGGCAGGUGUAGAGCAGGAACAAGUCAGAGAGAGGGAGCGCAUUCAGUCUGAGCGGCGGGAACAGAGAUCGACAGACGGCGGGAAACUCUGUGAAGAAAAGAACAAACAAAAAGAAAGAAAAAUAUAGAGACAGAUUUCUUAUCCUCCGGUUUCUGCUCUAAUAUGGAGGGCUCCUCUAGCACCCCUCUGUCCCGGACCUCCACCCCUCCCACAGACCCCCUAUUCCACUCAGAGCCGCCCUACAGCGUUCCCAACCCGGCCAGCUCCCCGCGCCUCCCCGCCGCGCGUCUCUCCAGAGCGUUCCUCAGCGGGGGGAGCGGCAGAGUCCCGCUCGGUGUGAACGGGACGAGCGGCGGCGGGACUCCCUCACACACCGAGUGUAAGACAGUGGAGGUUCACGGCGUGAAGGUGGCGUCGUUCACGGUAAGCGGCGUGGAGCUGAUCUGCCUGCCGCAGGUGUUCGAGCUGUUCCUGAAGCACCUGGUGGGAGGUCUGCACACCGUCUACACCAAGCUGAAGCGGCUCGACAUCUGCCCGGUGGUCUGCACCGUGGAGCAGGUCCGCGUGCUGCGUGGGCUCGGAGCCAUCCAGCCCGGAGUGAACCGGUGCAAGCUCAUCACCAGGGCCGACUUCGAGACGCUGUACCGGGAUUGCACCAACGCCAGCUCCAGACCAGGUCGUCCUCCGAAGAGGACACUGGGCGUGGCUGCAAUGGCUGACGGCUCAAGACUCCUCCCACAUGCCCUGAUAAGCCCCACCCUGCUGUCACAAACAGGUCUGACAGCUGCAGCGAUGGCUGAAGCCCUGAAGCUACAGAAGGUGAGGAUGAUGAUGGGUUUCCACAACAGCGAUCAUCAGCGACAUCACAAUGUAGUGGAGUCAGAGACAGAGGACACAGGAGGCAGUGAAGCAUCAUGGGAGAAGGAGCAGCACCUCCUCCCGCACCCUCCGUGCUCAGUGGCGCCCCCUCCUGGUUCAGCAUCUCUCCAUCUCAACACUCUGCAGCAACACAGUGCGCUAUUGGCUAACCGGCUGUCAGAACUUCCUUUUAUGGUCAUGCCCCACCCCCUCCUCAAUAUGGGCCUGCCGCCUGCGAGUGUUGCCAUGGCGAUGAAUCAAAUGAGUCAGCUGAGCGGUUUGGCAAACAUGGCAGCCGUGUCCCAGAUUCAGAGAGAAGAGAGAAAGUUGAGUGACACUCCUCUAGGAAGCCCCUCCUCCUGCCCCUCCCCCAGUGACGGCGAGUUCCAUCCCCAAGAACCAACCAGCCAAUCACCUUCCAGAGCAUCUUCAUCAUCCUCAUCAUCACCUCCUCCUGCAGCAAACUCACCAGAGCCAGACAGCGACUCUGCAGAGCAGGAGAACCACCUGAAGCAGGUGUUGAAGGAGAAAGGUGACAUUCUGUUGCCCCUCCCCCUGCUCAAACCGGCCUAUGAGAAGCUGCCGCUCACCACUCAGCCACUGUCAAUCAACAAUGCAAACCCCGCCUUCUCUCCGUUUCUAUUGGCUGAGGGUCUGUCAUCCAUGGAGACACUGCUGACCAACAUACAGGGUCUCCUGAAGGUGGCAGUGCAGAGCGCACGCUGUCAGGACAAACAUAACCAAACAGAACGUAAAGAGUUAAAACUGGAGCUGGAGAGAGAGAGAGACGCCCGGCAGACUUUACAGAGACAGCUGAGCUCUGAGCUGCACACCAGAGCCUCGAUUCAGCGGCGUCUGAAAAAGGAGAAGAAGGCGAAGAGGAAGCUGCAGGAGGCACUGGACUUUGAGUCGAGGAAAAGGGAGCAGGUGGAGAGAGCGCUCAAACACUCUGACGCCCUCGAUGGCGCAGGGAUUUCCGAGAACGAGAACAAACAGGACAACACUGCAGCUCAGGAGAAUCGUCCGUUCAUAAAACCUCCACUUCUUUUCUGAUUGCCGCCUUCACUCUGACUGAUUGAGACAGAUCCAAACUCCAAAUCCCACAGCCACCCCUCUUCCUGACUCCUGUUUCUCAUGAAGACUUCCUGCUGUCACCCGUAUCAUCAUCAUUCAUAAAAUUGAAUUGUUGUUAUCAUUAUUAAAGAAACCAGCAUCAGGGGACAGGUUACAGGGCUGGUGGGAGGAGCUUAGAAGUCACCAUCACAUGACCUAUGAUGUCAUCAGGUGAUGCACCCUGCUACUGGAGAUGAGUCAUAUUUGAAGGAUAAUAAGAAAAAAAAAAAGAUUUCAGAGGCCCAGAGCUGGACUGAACUGGUCUUGACUGGUCUGGACUGGUUUUAAAACAGCCUGAACGGGGGUCUACUAAACAUGUGAUGAUGGUCCCGACCUGUAGGGGGCAGAGUCUCUUAGUUUCUGAACUUUAUGUAGUGUCAAUUAGUUGUAGGUUGGUUCUACCAACAAUUGUGAUGAGUUAAUGUAUGACUGUUUGAAUUCUCUCUGUUUAUGAUGACUAGUCUUAACGAGCUCUGACCUUAACAAGCUCUGACUCUUUUAGAGCUCUGAAUCUUAAAGAGCUCUGACUCUUAACGAGCUCUGACCUUAACAAGCUCUGACUCUUAAAGAGCUCUGACUCUUAACGAGCUCUGACCUUAACAAGCUCUGACUCUUAAAGAGCUCUGACCUUAACAAGCUCUGACUCUUAACGAGCUCUGACCUUAACAAGCUCUGACUCUUAAAGAGCUCUGACUCUUAACGAGCUCUGACCUUAACAAGAUCUGACUCUAAAAGAGAUCUGACUCUUAAAGAGCUCUGACUCUUACGAUCUGACUCUUAACAAGAUCUGUCUCUUAACAAGAUCUGACUCUAAACAAGACCUGACUAGACGAGCUUUGACUCUAAACGAGCUCUGACUCUUAACAAGCUCUGACUCUAAACGAGCUCUGACUCUAAACAAGCUCUGACUCUUAAAGAGGUGACACCUUAAGGACUAAAGAUCAUCUUUAAACCAAAAGUUUUUCUGAAGUCAAAGUCCUCCUACCUUACAUGUGACAUCACUUGAUUCAGUGUGACAUCACAUAUUGAGUGUGGUCAAGAGGUCAUGACCUUUUAAAUACCUGCUUAAUGAGCAGCAGCUCCAGUAUGACAGCUGAUUGGUUAAGGGUUGUUCUUUUUAAUGUUAUAGCUCACAACAUACAAUCACAAAAUUCUAUUACUAUAUAUAUUAAUUUUAUAACAUCAACAACAAUACGUAUGUUAUUCUAAUUGUUGCUGUUGAUUUUGUUUUCAGUGUAAAUAAACAGAUUUAGCAGAGGUUCAUGAUGGAACCUCCUGAAGUGACCUGUGUCACGGAUCCUGCUCCAGGUACACCAAGGUGUUUUCUUCUGAUGAUUCUUGACUUCAGUGAAAUCAACCAGAGAAGAAGACCAACGCUGAUUAGUAAUUGAUUGAUUUGUUAUCAGGUUCAAUAAAAACUUUGAUUUAAACUUUAAUAAAUAUUUAAUCAAAACAAAGAAA